AUGUCUGGAUUAAUGACGAAAGACAUUUUCAACCACACAGUUUUCAUUUUUAUAAUAUGUUUCGUCCUAACUGCGGCUGAACAGUCUGAGGUACCAUCCGUUGUAAAUGCAUUAUUGCCAGCAAAUGCAACAGAUAAGACAGAAGUUCGUAAUGUUUAUGAAGACGCCGACGUCCCAGCAACUGUCGUCACGUGUGGCUGCUUCAAAGAGGAUUACUUCUACUUUGCCAUCUUGUUCAUUUUUCUGAGUGUCGUCCUGACCCUGGCGAUCAUCUGUUUAAUUUCUGCCUGGGUGUACAGCUCUGGUGAGCGAAAGAGAAAUGAUGAAGCGGGACUGCAAGACAGAAACGUCGUGAUUGAUGUCCGUGGUGGCGAUGGUAUCGACUACCACUACGAUGACGCCGAGAAAGGUAAAACGAUUGAAAAAGAUGUUGCCAAGAAGAAAGUAAAUAAUGGCAGUGAUGAUGGGGGUGAUGAUAAUAAGAGCACCAGAGUGAGUGCUUUUAAAGAUGGCGAUGAUGAGAAAAAGAUGAAAGAUGAAGACGAUGAGAAGAAGAAUUGA
Molecule: messenger RNA, 561 nt
Organism: Helobdella robusta
Lineage: Eukaryota; Metazoa; Annelida; Clitellata; Rhynchobdellida; Glossiphoniidae
Exons: 3
Coding region: 1-561 (186 amino acids)
Source: RefSeq, a predicted model, not a curated record